Mangifera indica (mango) is the source of this 1768-nucleotide messenger RNA. Its product is annotated as hydrogen cyanide synthase subunit HcnC. Gene Ontology annotation, cellular component: cytoplasm. The record is from RefSeq and is a predicted model, not a curated record. Gene Ontology annotation, molecular function: oxidoreductase activity. NCBI's taxonomy places the organism in Eukaryota, Viridiplantae, Streptophyta, Magnoliopsida, Sapindales, Anacardiaceae. Bases 111 to 1598 code for a protein of 495 amino acids. The transcript is spliced from 9 exons.
CGAGUGUAACUUGCUAUGUUGAUUACUGUGGAGUAGGCCGAGGUCGAACUUGGAAGUUAGAUAAAAGGAAGCUGGUCUGAGAGUCGUUAUAUUUUCCUUCCUUGCCAAAAAUGGCUCUGACCUCGCUGCAUUCCUCACCAAAUCCUACUUUUGUAAACGAAAACGGCACUGUAUCAUUCUUAAAGAAACAUUCGUGUUCAUCCACUUCAACUACUGCUAGUACUGUAUUCUCUGCUUUGCCAUUCAAGUCAACCUUGUUCGGCAACAAAACGCUUUCAUUGGAGAAAACCCGAUUUCGACCCGGAUCCUUUCACGUUUCCGCCAUCAAUUCAAGCAGGGUUUCAUGUCAUACAUUCGAUGUUGUGAUAAUCGGUGCUGGCAUAAUCGGAUUGACCAUCGCCCGCCAGUUUCUUCUCGGGUCGGAUCUGUCCGUUGCUGUUGUUGACAAAGCCCUCCCUUGUUCUGGUGCCACCGGUGCCGGGCAGGGCUACAUAUGGAUGAUACACAAAACACCUGGGAGUGACAAAUGGGACUUGGCAAUGAGAAGUCAUAAAUUGUGGAAGAAGUUUGCAGAGAGUGUAAGUGAUCAAGGCUUGGACCCUCUUCAAGUAUUGGGAUGGAAAAAGACAGGAAGUUUGUUAAUUGGUAGGGAUCCUGAAGAGUUGCUCAUGUUGCAAGACAGGGUGAAGCAAUUGUCUGAAGCUGGGUUGAGAGCUGAAUACUUGCCUGGCAGUGAUUUGCUUCGAAAGGAACCUGAAUUAAUGAUUGGAGAACAUAGUGGGGCUGCCUUUUUACCGGAUGACUGCCAGUUAGAUGCUUUGCAUACUGUUGCAUAUAUUGAAAAGGUUAACAGAGAUUUCAUAUCAAAAGGAAGGUAUGCAGAGUUCUUCCAUGACCCUGUUAAAUGUUUAUUAAGAUCUCAUAGCACAGGUGAGAUUGAAGCAGUUCAGACUUCCAAAAACACGAUAUACUGCAAAAAAGCUAUCAUAGUUGCAGCUGGUUGUUGGAGUGGAUCUUUGAUGCAUGAUCUAUUUAGGGAAACAGAUAUUAUAUUGGAUGUCCCUGUAAAGCCUCGAAAGGGCCACUUGCUUGUGCUUGAGAAUUUUAAUCUUCUUAAAUUGAAUCAUGGUACAAUGGAGGUGGGUUAUACUUUUCAUAAUAAUCUGACUCUGCAUCAAGAAUUGGAGGAGAAUGGGCAGAUGUUGUCUGUUUCAAUGGGAGCCACUACAGACAUGACAGGAAACCUUGUUCUUGGGACCAGCCGCCAGUUUGUAGGGUUCAACACAGAAGUGGAUGAAUCAGUAAUCGAACGUAUAUGGACACGGGCUGCAGAGUUCUUUCCCAAAUUAAGAGACUUUUCUCUCACAGACUUAAGUAGGAGCAGAAAAGUGAGGAUAGGAUUGCGCCCUUACAUGCCUGAUGGAAAACCCGUUAUUGGGCCUGUCCCCAGUCUAUCAAAUGUAUUCCUUGCAACUGGUCAUGAAGGAGAAGGACUUUCUUUGGCUUUGGGGACUGCAGAAAUGGUUGCUGAUAUGGUAUUGCAAAAUCCCUUAAAGGUUGAUGGAGCAACAUUUGCCGUUCAAGGUCGAUGUAACUAACACAGUUGAUAAAAUAGGUUAAUGUUACUCUCUCAAUGUAUGAAGGAAGAGGUUUGGUGGGAAAAGCCUCUUGUGAUAUCAAGUUAACCAUCUGUACCCCUAUGAUGGACUGAGGUAGGAAUUUAAUGUUUUCAAUUACUAAUAUAUAUUAGAAAAAAUACAUUUAAUUA